CGAGGAGGGCGGUGACAGCGAACUCGGCCAAUGGGCGGCGGCGUUGUUAGCGGACACGGCGGCGCAGUCCCGGAGCGAGCGAAGCCCAGACGGCUGCCGCUACUGCCGCAGGAGGCGUGAGGAGAUAAAGACAUUCAGAUGGCAGAUAACAGUUUUUCAGAUGGGGCUCCUUCAGAUUCCUUGGAAGCUGCUAAAAACGCGAGUAACACAGAAAAGCUCACAGAUCAGGUAAUGCAGAAUCCUCAAGUUUUGGCAGCUUUGCAGGAACGACUUGACAAUGUCUCCCACACUCCUUCAAGCUACAUCGAGACUUUACCUAAAGCAGUAAAAAGAAGAAUCAACGCGUUGAAGCAGCUCCAGGUGAAAUGUGCACAUAUAGAAGCCAAGUUCUAUGAAGAAGUCCAUGACCUGGAGAGAAAGUAUGCAGCCUUAUACCAGCCUCUCUUUGACAAGAGAAGGGAAUUCAUCACUGGUGAUGUUGAGCCGACAGACGCAGAAUCGGAAUGGCACAGUGAGAAUGAAGAGGAGGACAAAUUGGCCGGAGACAUGAAAAAUAAAGCAGUCAUAGCAGAAAAAGAAGCAGCAGCAGCAGAAGAGCCAAACCCCAAAGGCAUUCCAGAGUUCUGGUUUACCAUUUUCAGAAAUGUGGACAUGUUGAGCGAGCUGGUACAGGAAUACGAUGAGCCAAUCUUGAAACACCUGCAGGACAUAAAAGUGAAAUUUUCCGACCCUGGACAGCCUAUGUCUUUUGUAUUAGAGUUCCACUUUGAACCCAACGACUACUUUACCAAUUCAGUCCUGACAAAAACGUACAAGAUGAAGUCAGAGCCAGACAAGGCUGAUCCAUUUUCCUUUGAAGGCCCUGAAAUUGUUGACUGUGACGGGUGCACCAUUGACUGGAAGAAAGGGAAGAACGUGACCGUCAAAACCAUCAAGAAAAAGCAGAAGCAUAAGGGCCGAGGCACCGUGAGAACAAUCACCAAGCAGGUCCCCAACGACUCCUUCUUCAACUUCUUCAGCCCGCUGAGAGCAUCAGGGGAUGGAGAAUCACUGGAUGAAGACUCCGAGUUCACGUUAGCCUCCGACUUUGAGAUCGGACACUUCUUCCGUGAGCGGAUUGUGCCGCGCGCCGUGCUCUACUUCACGGGGGAGGCCAUCGAGGACGACGACAACUUUGAAGAAGGUGAGGAAGGAGAAGAGGAGGAGUUAGAAGGUGACGAGGAAGCAGAAGAUGAUGAUGAUGCCGAAAUUAACCCCAAGAAGGAGCCCAGCCAGCCCUCGGAGUGCAAGCAGCAGUGAGGAGCCCGUGUGGACAGUGCUCACGCCUAACUCGUUUUCAAGUGCAUGAUUUUCACUUUAACUUCUCCUUUUACUUUAUGAUUUUGCUUAACCUGUACAGUGGCAGCUCAGAUGCAUUUCAGAGAUAGGAGGUUAAUUCCAGCACCCUCUACGGCUUUGGGCACAGCCCAGUGGACUCACCCAGCCCUGCCUUGGCGAGGGCCCUGCAGAUCGCAUUGGGGGAUCACUGGACGCCAAGGGCACGUGUCCAGGGGUGUGGUUCCGGGGCAUCUAGAACUCCUUCACCCCUCCCGCCAUCGGACAGGAUUUGUUUUGUUUGAAGACGCCCACGCACUGUCUCCAGUCCCGGCAGAACCAGCCGGGGUAGGCGCCCUUCUCACACUGCUCUUUCUUUAGUUUAAUUUUCCUCAGGACUGACCCUGAGGCUCCAGCUUUUGUGGUUCAUCUCGUAUUUAUUUUAUCUUUCACGCUGGUGACGGCUUGGGGGCGUGCACUGUCGCUUGUCGUUCAAGUUUCUGAGACCCUGUGGGGACCAGACACCCGGUGCCCUGAGCCGGAGGUGCUGGUCAGGCUGCAGACCCCGCGGAAGCUGCUGCUCCCUCAGGACACGCGGACCACGCUUGGCCUUGGGGACGGGGGUGGGGCUGUGGGCAGAACCAGGGUUUGCCAGGCUUCGCGGGGAGGGGCUCCGGCCGGGAAGCACGGCUUUCCUCGUAGUGCGACACGUCUUGCUUUCUCGUAGCUCCCAUUUCUUGGCCCCACACUCAUUUUGUCUUAAAAGCCCUGGGUUCCGAGCGACCUGUCCUUGGUGGCGUGUGGGUUUUGAGUGUGUGACCUCUGGCCCGGGGAGUUCAGGCUGUGGCCAGGCUGUAGAGUGCUCAGCCUUACUUAACGAUACAUUUGUAACUGAAUACAGUGUUUUCAAUUUGUACAGAAUAGUUAGGAUAUUCUAUUAAAGUUGUGAACCAUG
Molecule: messenger RNA, 2269 nt
Organism: Cervus elaphus (red deer)
Lineage: Eukaryota; Metazoa; Chordata; Mammalia; Artiodactyla; Cervidae
Gene: NAP1L4
Product: nucleosome assembly protein 1 like 4
Exons: 15
Coding region: 139-1299 (386 amino acids)
Biological process (GO): nucleosome assembly
Cellular component (GO): nucleus; chromatin
Molecular function (GO): chromatin binding; histone binding
Source: RefSeq, a predicted model, not a curated record